Rhopilema esculentum is the source of this 1822-nucleotide messenger RNA. RefSeq lists its product as uncharacterized. NCBI's taxonomy places the organism in Eukaryota, Metazoa, Cnidaria, Scyphozoa, Rhizostomeae, Rhizostomatidae. The record is from RefSeq and is a predicted model, not a curated record.
UGGCGAAACGCGCUCUGUUUUCUUCCAAAGAAUAGGGAAAUACCCGAUAAUUCUAUUUCGUUCUGUUUAUAAAUUGAAACCGAGUGGAGAGUUCAGUUAAAAGCCAAGAACUCUCUGGGUUCGAUCUACUCCGUCUGGAAAAGUGGAUUUUUGACAGAAAUAAUAAUCAAAUAUUAACCCAACUUUCAAAAGAAUUCAAGAUGCCAACAGGUUGUUUGAGCUGGCUCGAGAAGGAAAGAACUACCUUGGAACACUUCAUGGAUCCGCAUAACACAGAGGUUGUAGAGUAUUGCCUGAAGCUUGUGGAUGGAAAAUUUGUGGGAGAGACAAGUAAUCGGGUCGAUAGCAGAUCUGACGUAACUGAAGACCAGCAUGAAAUAAAUCUAGGGUCGGUUUUGCAGUCAAUGGACGUCGAGAUUAGAGAGAGAGGUGCGGAGUUCACAGGCAAUGAAAGAAAAUUCAUGGAUUACUUCGAAUUAGCCACAAAGAUGCGGAAACCCAGAGAUGUUCCCCUGGAGCAAUUCAGACAAAAAAUGCUAGACGAUAAAGGAAAGUUUGUAGAGCUUCUUCGAAAAACAACAGAACCAUCAGAUGUACUUCACAAAAAGCAUAAAUCCUACUGGGGAACAAGACAGCAAUUAAGAUUUGGCAAAGCUGUCGGGGAUUGGAUUGACAAAAGCUACGGACCACUAGACCCAAUUUUUGGUGCGCUCCUGUCACCAACCGGAGGUCGAACUGGUCCUGGUGACGACACAGUACUGCACAAAUUACUGUUUGACAACAAUGGCCCAUUUGCAUAUCAUUCCGCUGUUCACGACGCAUUUGGCUAUCUGUUUACGUUCCACCACACUGGCCCAGGCUACAAGUAUCUGGAUGCUGCUUCUCUUUUUAAAAAGAGCAACCCAUUAUCCGGACAAGCAGCAGGGAUAAGAUUCUGGAAAAAAGUACUUGCCCACCAUAAAGAAAACGGUUUGCAAACACACAUUUUCUAAAUGAACAAUGGUCAGGGAACCAGAAGCUGCACAGAAAUUAUAUGAAUUUGAGGCAACACAGAAACAUGUUAUUUAAGGUAACGUAUUUAAGAGACAAGCGUCUUUGCCAUAAAUAUUAUGUUAUAAUGGUUUCAGUUUAUUGCUUUUCAGCAAAACUGAUACAGUUGUAUUAAUAAGCAUAGUUUCGUAGAAAUGUAUUUUUGUAUUCGCAUUGAUUGUAAGAACAGUUUCUUCAGGAUUGUUUGUUUUGAAUAUCGCAAAAACGGGGAAAGAAAAUUCAUAAAAAAUGCUACGUUACAAUGGGGGAUGAAGAGCCAGGGGAGUUAGCAUAAGAAAGACUCAGAUCUUUGAGUCCUUUUUCUAGAGGAGCAAUUAAAAAGGUGCUCAUUUCUAUUAAGUAGCUGCCAAUAUUUUUGCGAGCACGCUCUCGUUCCUUUUUCCUUGCACUACACUUCUAAAUACAAUCUCUCUAGGAUAGAUACUCCACUAAUAAAAUAUUUGAAAGAUAAGGAAAGAGGGGAAAUUGCAUUGAUAAUCGCCACCAUGAAACUAUUAUAAAAGAAAUUUUCCUGUUCCUAGAAUUUGUAAUGAAACUAUACAUUUUGUACAAAGCAGGUAUUAUAAUGUAUAUAGUAAAGUUUGAUUUUAUCAAAAUAAAUUUAAAGCGGCUUUUUAUGUAAUUCUACAUGUGUUGAAGACAUUAUGUAUCGUUAUUUCAUGAAGUUGUGAUUAGAUUUUAAUUUGAUAUUUCCGAUAAAAUAUAAUGUAAAUAUGGAGUGAAAGUAAUAUCAACUAUAUCAUUAUGAGCAUAAACGAAUAUUAUGAUAAUG